Lodderomyces parapsilosis is the source of this 2139-nucleotide messenger RNA. It is a transcript of the gene GSG1, whose product is annotated as Gsg1p. Gene Ontology annotation, biological process: endoplasmic reticulum to Golgi vesicle-mediated transport; protein localization to phagophore assembly site. Gene Ontology annotation, cellular component: TRAPPIII protein complex; cytoplasmic vesicle; phagophore assembly site. The coding region runs from base 1 to 2139 and encodes 712 amino acids. The record is from RefSeq and is a predicted model, not a curated record. NCBI's taxonomy places the organism in Eukaryota, Fungi, Ascomycota, Pichiomycetes, Serinales, Debaryomycetaceae. The transcript has a single exon.
AUGGAUUUUCCAAAAGGUUUGGAUCCAUAUGUUUCUAAACAACAUCUACUAUACCAUUCAUUCUCGCCACUAGUUUCACUACAAUCAACUCAUAAUGUUGAUUUAUAUUUCCAAUCAGUAUUGAAUCGCAAUGAUUCAAUAUCAACUUUGCAAAUUUUCAAACCAUUUGGUAAUAAUAUGAAGAAUGCUAUACCUAAUCAACAGUUUAAAAUUACAAGCACCCAACUAAUUACAAAGAAUUGGGAUUAUUUCCCAAUAAGGUUCGAAUCAACCAUGCCGGAAAUACUAUCAGUAACCAGUGCUCAACAACAACAACAACAACAACAACAACAACAACAACAACAUCAACAACAUCACGUACAGCAGCAGCUGGAGAGGAGAAGUCAUGAUGGUGUUAGUGUAUCAAGUAGGGAUCUGGCCACCUCCUCAUCAUCAUCAACAACAACAACAACAACACCAAGUGGACCAUUGGGCAAUACCCCAAGUUUUAUACUGCAUGAAGCUCCGCAAUUGGAUCAACUAUUUAGAAUAUCCUCAUUAGAGCAGUAUUUACGACAUGCAUCUAAAGAUACUUUGAACAAUAAGGACUUGUACUUGACUUUUCUCGAUAAAGUCAUCACUUCCAACAAACCUACUGCAUUUGAAACUUUUAAUCAUCCAGUGGCACAAGUUUUUAUUAUUGAUUACGAUAAUGAUACAAUAGACUAUCUCCGCAAAAUGAUUGUUGAAUUUAGAAACUACAAUUUCCCCAAAUAUUUCCAAAUUGAUGAUUUAUUAAUGCAUGUGUUUAUCGUGUAUGAUUCGACAAAGUAUAAACCUAGUGAAUUAUCAGGGUUGCAACAAAGUAUUCGGCUGAAGUUGAAUAUUGAAUCAACUUUGUUGGCUAUACCUUCUGGUUCUGCACAAGACGGUCAACAAGUGACAUUAUCCUUGGUUGAAAAUUGCACACUUGAAGAACAUUUACAACGACUUUCAUUAAAAGACAAUGAUUCAACAUUUACAGUGCCUCUGUCUAUUGACACAUCUAUUAAAUUUGGAGUCAAUACAUUUAUCAACAAGUAUCUUAUACCACACAUGCAAAAUAAAGUGCGUACUUGGGAUGAUCAAGUACUACAACCAAAGAAGUCAAUAACUGGGAGAUUCUUUUCUGCAUCAAGAAAACUAUUCAACAAUAGCGAUUCAAAUCUUCUUUCAUCUACAUCAACAUCCGCAUCUUCCAGCUCUUCACCCGCACAUCACUCCUCCACUUUUAAUUAUCGUGAAAAUCAGUACUAUAAAUCAUCACCAGAACAAAUGACGAGGAAAUUGGCCGAUUGGUCACUAAUGCUCAAAGACUUCAAGUAUGCAUAUUCAACUUAUGACGUUGUUCGCAAAGAUUAUAGUAAUGAACGAGCAUGGCUAUAUGUUGCAUCAACACAGGAAAUGUGCAUUGUGUCACUCUUGUUGCAACAUACUUCACACACCACCACAACCUCCCCUGCCCUUGAUAAAAACACAUUACGUCGAAUUAAACAUGAUAUCAUCGAACCAUAUAUGGAUAAUUUAUCAUACACGUUUAAAUCUCGAUUGAAUUUGAAAACGUAUAGCUUGGCUAGUUUUUUAAUUGUGGUUGAGUUGUUGCUAUUAAUGUGCCAAAUAUAUAAACAGUCCAAUUGGUGGUUUGAUUCGAUUGAAAAAUAUUUGCAUAAACUAAUCGUUGAUUUUGAUACAUCAAUGACCAACACCACUUAUUCGGUGAUGAAAGCACUUUUGUUGGAGAGAUUGGCAUAUAAUAGUGGUUGUUUUUAUACAACGUCAGGGAAAUACGUCACCGAACAUACACAGGAAACCGAAGGUGAACCACUGGAGGAAGAAGGAAUGUAUCACAAUAAAUUUAAACUUGCAUCAACCAGAUCAUCAAUGGGCUUGACUAAAUAUAGAACUUCAGCAUUGUGGUAUUUGUUAGCAAUGAAUGAAUGGGUUGAUGCCAAGUCAAAACUGCAAAUUGAUCGCCUUUUGCCUAAUGUGUUGGAAGUUUAUGAAGGAAGAAUUAACAACGGGCAUAAGCAAGAUUUUGAGAAUAAUGAUGCAAGCUUGCAUGAUUUAUGGUUUAAUAGAAAAGAUUCUUUGUUGGGUAAAAUAGAGACGUAUAGAGAUUAA